ACAGGAAGACAAGCUCGUCUCUCACAGGCGUCAAGUUUCGUUACGGUUGUUCAUUCUUUCUGAUACACAACACAAGACUGGGAUUUACAUUUUUAGUAGAAACAGAUAGAAAUUGGAAACGCCAAUAACGGACUGUUAGAAGGGAAGGUUAUUAAAAAGCCAAGUAAAUCAUUCUGUAGUCCUGUAUCUGCAGAUCGAUGAUGGAAACACCCAUUCCUGUUCCUGAACUGCUGUUAGCCAUUUUAGAAGAGCUAAUCACUGAAGACCUUAAGACAUUCCAGUGGUACCUGACUCAGGUUGUGCUCAGCGAUUUUCCUCCCUUCCCUAAGAGCAAGCUGGAGAACACGGACAGGCUAACCACUGUGGAUAAGAUGAUCAAGACCUCAAGCUAUGAGGGAGCUGUGAAGGUGUCACUAGAGAUCCUGAGGAAGAUGAACCACAACAAUCUCGCUGAGAAACUACAGAGAGACAGCCAAAUAUCCUGUCCUGUGUGCCACGACAUCCUCAGGGAUCCUGUUAUACUGUCAUGCCACCACAAACUCUGCACAGUCUGUCUACAUGAAUGCUGGAACCAGACAGAUUCUCGGCAAUGCCCUGUGUGCGAGACGAGGAUCUUAAUGGAUACAGCAAGGUCUGAGGUGCUCUGCAGUUUGCACAGUGAGAAAUUCAAACUCUUCUGCCAGGAGGAUAAAAAGCUAAUCUGUGUGGUAUGUCAGACUUCAAAAAAACACAAAAACCAUAACUGCAGCCCCAUAGAUGAAGCUGCACAGGAUCAGAAGGAAGAACUCCAGACAGCACUGAAUUCCUUAAAGGAGAAGCUUGGGGUCUUUAGUAAAAUUAGCCAAACCUGUGCUGAACACAUCUUGAGCCAGGCCCAGCACACAGAGGGUCAAAUUAAGGGGCAGUUUGAGAAGCUUCACCAGUUUCUACAAGAGGAAGAGGCAGCCAGGAUAGCUGAACUAAAAGAGGAAGAAGAGCACAAGAAUCGAGUGAUGAAAGAAAAUAUUGAAGAAAUGAGCAGAGAGAUAUCAUCACUUGCAAACACAAUCAGAUUCUUAGAGGAGGAGCUGAAAGCUGAAGACCUCUCAUUUCUGCAGAACUAUGAGUCCACAAAGGAAAGAGCCCAAUGCAAACUGCCAGAUCCAAUGCUGAUCUCAGGAGUGCUGAUAGACGUGGCUAAAUACUUGGGCAACCUGCAAUUUAGAGUCUGGGAGAAGAUGCAUGAGAUUGUGAAAUACACUCCUGUGAUUCUGAACCCCAAUACUUCCCAACCACAUCUCAUCCUGUCUGAUGAUCUGACCAGUGUGAGACACCGUGAUGAAGACAGCAUCAAUGACAGUGAUGAAACACGGCAGCUUCCUGACAACCCAGAGAGGUUUGAUACCGUUAGAAUGGUCCUAGGCUCCGAAGGCUUUAAUUCAGGGACACACAACUGGGACAUUGAGGUUGGGGACAAUACUCACUGGUCACUGGGUGUGAUUACAGAAUCUGUCCAGCGGAAGGGAGAAGUAAAGAAUGGAUACUGGCAAAUCCAAUUCACUGGUGGUAAAUAUGAUACACAUUCUCCAUCAGGGUCAGACACUCUCCUUACUGUGAGACAGAAACCCCUGAGGAUCAGAGUGCAGCUGGACUGGGAUGGAGGAAGAAAGCCGUUACAGAAUCACCCACCAACCAAGGACCAAGCGGCUUGGUAACAAACAGCGGCAGCAGCACCAGCAGCGGGAGCAACAGCAGCAGCAGCAAAAGCAGCAGCAGGAGAAGCA
Molecule: messenger RNA, 1763 nt
Organism: Oncorhynchus nerka (sockeye salmon)
Lineage: Eukaryota; Metazoa; Chordata; Actinopteri; Salmoniformes; Salmonidae
Product: zinc-binding protein A33-like
Exons: 2
Coding region: 198-1694 (498 amino acids)
Biological process (GO): protein ubiquitination
Cellular component (GO): cytoplasm
Molecular function (GO): zinc ion binding; ubiquitin protein ligase activity; protein binding
Source: RefSeq, a predicted model, not a curated record